AUGCGUUUCCACAGUCUGCUGCUGGGCCUUUUGGCCACGGCGAUACCGUUGGUUACCGCGACUGCAUUAACCUACAACCUGGAAGCCAACGAGAAGGCAUGCUUCUACGCCCAGGUCGAACAAGUGAAUUCCAAGGUGGCUUUCUAUUUCGCGGUUCAAUCCGGUGGUUCCUUCGAUGUGGAUUACUCUGUUGUCGGCCCGGGCGAGAAAGUCAUUAUGGAGGGUACCAAGGAGCGACAGGGUGACUUCGUGUUCACAGCUCAGAGUGUUGGCGAGUACCGGUUUUGCUUCAACAACGAGAUGUCGACGUUUGCGGAGAAAAUGGUGGAUUUUGAGAUAGCGGUCGAGAAUGAACAACGGGCCCAACUUCCUUCCAAACAAGGAGCGAGCCCCGAGCAAGCAUCUGCGUUGGAGGAGUCCAUUAUGAAGAUUUCGGGCCAACUGUCCACCAUCUCCCGGAACCAGAAAUACUUCCGCACUCGCGAGAACCGGAAUUUCAGCACUGUGCGCAGUACCGAACGACGUAUCUUCAACUUCAGCAUCAUAGAAAGUCUGAUGAUGGUAUCGAUGGCUGGGCUUCAAGUCUUCAUUGUGCGCUUCUUCUUCCAGGGUGCUAGAAAAGGAUUAGUUGCAUUAGCUGCAUAUAAACGCAAAGAGAAUUACCUCGGACAAAAUGCAGAGUAG
This is a messenger RNA of Rasamsonia emersonii CBS 393.64, 684 nucleotides long. Its product is annotated as Erp2,4. Bases 1 to 684 code for a protein of 227 amino acids. The transcript has 4 exons. Lineage: Eukaryota; Fungi; Ascomycota; Eurotiomycetes; Eurotiales; Trichocomaceae. Gene Ontology annotation, biological process: Golgi organization; protein retention in ER lumen; intracellular protein transport. The record is from RefSeq and is a predicted model, not a curated record. Gene Ontology annotation, cellular component: endoplasmic reticulum-Golgi intermediate compartment; endoplasmic reticulum; COPII-coated ER to Golgi transport vesicle.